Molecule: messenger RNA, 10715 nt
Organism: Pecten maximus
Lineage: Eukaryota; Metazoa; Mollusca; Bivalvia; Pectinida; Pectinidae
Product: jouberin-like
Exons: 38
Coding region: 41-3964 (1307 amino acids)
Biological process (GO): motile cilium assembly
Cellular component (GO): ciliary basal body
Molecular function (GO): protein binding
Source: RefSeq, a predicted model, not a curated record
AAUCCGUUUACUUUGGCAGUGUUGCUAGAUAUAAACAAAAAUGGCGGAUACAGAUAUUGCAACACCAACAAAAACUAAAAAGACUAAAAAGGCCAGACCGAAGUCUUCAAAGCCUGUCGGAGAUGAGGAAGCGAUUCCUCUUGCUGAUAUGGACACCAAAUCCAAGUUUGACCAGCUCCUACAACAGGCUGUCGGCCAAGCUACAGAGGGUGCAAAGACAAAAAAGAAAAAGAAGACAAAGCAAACUGAUGAAUCGGUGCUGGAGUCUCUAAGGAAAGGGGAAGGUCUACAGAAAGAUGAGGAUGCUGCUAUCAAAGCUAACACCUACGAUCCGGAAAAUAGUCCGAAGAAUGAGAAAAGUAACAAACAAAAACAGAAAUUGAAGGAUAUGGAGGGGAGAGACAAUGAAGGCUUUGAAAUCCUGGAUGAAACAAAGAAAACUAAGAAGAAGAAAAAGAAGGAUGACUCUGGCUUAGCCUCACCUAAAGAAAAGUCAGUGACUAUCCUAGAAUUGGAUCCCUCAGCACCUGUAGAGAAAAAGAAAAAGAAGAAAAAGCCUCCAGAUACUGAGGAGGAUGUUGUAGCUACUGAAGAGGAACCUCCUACACCCACCAAGACAAAGAAAAAGAAGAAGAAGGCAACUGAUGAGGAUCGUCCUAUGUCACCUGAGUCAGAACCAGCUUCACCAAAGCCUGCUAAACGAAAAAAGAAAAAGAAGACAGAUGGUGGUCAGGAUGAAGAAGAACAGCCACUCUCUCCAGCUGAAUCUGAACCUACUUCACCAAAAGCUGGAAAGAAGAAGAAAAAGAAAAAAGGACAGGAAACAGAAGAAGAAGAAGGUGCUAUGUCUCCAGCUGAGACAGGCUCACCUAAACCAGAAAAGAAAAAGAAGAAAAAAGCCAAGAAGGAAACUGAAGAGGAGGAAGCAAUGCUUUCACCUCCAAUGAGUGAUGAAGAACAAGCAUCGCCCAGUAAAGGAAAGAAGAAAAAGAAAAAGAAGAAAAAGGAAGAAGGAGAGGAAGGAGAGGAAGGAGAAGAAGUUCAGGAUGCUGAGGGAGAGGAUGCAGAUGAUGAGGAAACACAGGUGAAGGAAGUCAAGAGAGUGAAGAAGAAGGCACCUGCUGUGAUAGAAGAGACAGAGGAGCAGCGUUUGGGGAGAGAGGCGAUAGAGGACGAAGGUCAGAUACUGGCCGUCACAGUUCACCGAACAGACAAGCUUAAAAAUGACUUCCACAUCUUACAUCCCAUGGUGCGUGUUCACAUUGUUAAUGAGGAGACUGGGCAGAACCUCACCAAACAAAAGAAGGACCGAGCAGUGUCUGCUUAUUUUGAAACGCAGAACGAAAAUAUCACCCAAAUCGUGCCAAUUAUGACUCAGCCUUUUGACUUCAAACAAAAAAAAUCUGUGCUUCCAGUUUGGGAAGAAUUGCUGGUCUUCAAUGAAAACUUCAAUUAUUUUAUCCAGGACUACCCCAAAGUCAUAAUAUUUUUUGAGCUAUUGGACUUUGUGAGCAUGAGCACGGCAAGUCGACAGUACGAACAGAGUAAAAGUGAGGGUGGCUGGCAUAGAAUUGCCUGGGCUUUUCUCAAGUUGAAAGGCGUCAACAACAAACUGAAUGCAGGCUCCAAGGUUCGCCUCCAAUUGUUUGAGCCUGUGUACAAAUUCCGGGCUAAGCCUGGCCAAGUGGAGUUGUGGCAGUGGUGGCAGACUCAGGGCCGACGUCCAUAUCCUUCUACUCUUUAUGUGACCCUGAAGGGCAUCACACCACCUGAUGUCGUGGAACCAGCCAUGCGGUCCAUGUUCGCCACUCAAAAGGAAGUGGGAAGCAAGACAUACGCAGAUCUUAAGAAGAGUACUAACUGGUCCGAUGCUAGGAGAAAGAGAGAAAUAGAAAAAAGGACACUUUCAUCAUGGACAAGGUUGGUUGGACAGAUGUGUCGAAUCCCGAACAGGAUGAAGUUAACACUACAGGCUGGUAGGAAGGGAUGUUAUGUGGUGAAAUUCUCACAUGAUGGAAGAAGUUUAGCAUGUGCUUGUCAUGACAGGGAGAACUAUCCAAUUCUAGUCUAUGAGAUCCCAUCUGGUCAGCUACUCGGCAAGUUUAGGGGUCAUUUUGGCAUUGUUUAUGACCUUUCUUGGUCUAAGAAGGAUGACUACAUAUGUUCGGCAUCAUCAGAUGGUACUGUCAGGGUGUGGAAUCUGGAGAACUUUGAUACCUCAGAAAAGUUACUACCUCACCCAGGCUUUGUGUACACAGCACAGUUCCAUCCUCGUGUGGAUAACAUCAUUACCACAGGUGGCUACGACCAGGUAGUGCGGAUCUGGGAUGUGGACGUGGACAGUGUCCAUGGACAGUUAAAACAAGAGAUUGAGAACCACAAGGGACAUGUUAACUCUAUAUGUUUUGAUGAUGACGGUCAGAAACUUUACACAGCUGACAGUGUUGGUGAUAUCAAAGUCUGGAAUGUGUACGUGACGGAAAAAGUCAGCCAGAAAGGAUUCCUGCGAGACUGGACACAUUUCCAGGACCUUUCAGAUCCUGAAAUGAAGGAUGUUCCCAUCAACUAUAUCCAGCUCCACCACAGUGGGCGUCGCCUCCUGGUACAUUGUCGCGACAACAUCAUCAGGAUGAUUGACCUACGCAUACAACGGGUGAUGCAGAAGUACAUUGGAGCAUUGAACUUUCGGGAACAGAUUCGGAGUACUAUCACACCGUGUGGAUCCUUUGUGUUCUCUGGAAGUGAAGAUAACUACGCAUAUGCUUGGAACACAGACACUGGGGACCAAGUGGCUAUGUACUCUGAGCUGAACUACCGUCACCCUGUGACAGACAUCGACUACCAUCCCCGUGACCACAUGUUCGCCACGUGUUCUCUAGGGGACAACCAGGCCAUUAUAGUAUAUGACUAUGAUCCACAUGUUGCCCAGAUGGAUGCAGGACUAACCCCGAGACAGAUCAUACCAGAUCCUAAAGAGGAACUAGACACCAUGCCAGUCUCUACCAUGGCCACCACCAGGCAAGAUGAAACACUUAUGUCUUCCAAUGUCCUGAAUAAAGAUCAGUUUGAGGCCCACAGCACGGCCAGGCUACAGAAAGUGAUGAAAAAACUCAAUGCUGCAACGUCCCAGAUGAUGUCCGGACCCUUGGAUCUCCCUGGAGUGCCGGUCUCCUCGCCACGACUAGCACACACAGGAUUCCUUUCCCUUGACCAGACUAUGACACCUAGGACUCUGACUACUGGUCCCCAGGCAUUCAGUCCACAUGCACCCCGGACAAUGACCAGCGUCAUGCAGCAACAACAAUUUAGCUCGCAGAAAAUGUACAUGAAAUCAUCAGAUUCAGAUUGGCGACCUGGCUUCCAUGAAGUUGGACGCUCUGGAGCCAGGAGUUCUAGUCCGACAUUCAUUGGAAGACCUCCUCAGAUAGCUCUAACGGCACAGGGCAAUAAAGCCCAGUUCAGCUUCCAGGCCCCAGCAGGCAAGGCAGUACCAGGCUAUGGAGUUGUGAAGGCAUUGUACGACUACCGGGCCCAGAGAUCAGACGAGCUGACCAUAUUUAAGAAUGAUGUGAUCACUGUCCUGUAUAAAGACAACGAAAACUGGUGGAUGGGAGAACUACCUGAUGGACAGCAGGGAUUCUUCCCGGCCAACUACGUCUUGGCAGAAGAAGGAGAUGACCGACAGUUUGACACUCUUCCUUCACCAGAUCGGAGUAAGGGCAAGAAGGUGACAGCUGUGACAACGAAAUCUGGGGAGUUAAAGUUCCUCUCUGGGACAGAGGAAUCUGACGAUGACAUCCUGGAAGGAAGGAAGAAAGGAAAAAAUGGUAAAAAGAAGAGAGGAUCCAAAGAUAAUGUCAUGAGUGAUACUGCAUCAGUGGACAGUAAAGCCAGUAAAGGCAGCAAAGGUAGUCGGAAGGGCACCAAGAAACCCCCUGUCAUUCCAAAUGAAUCAACAGCAUGAGCUGUGCCAUUGGUGAUCCUCCACCCCAAAGUGCUGUGAUAUUUUUGUUAUACCACGUUAGAACAAUAAGACUGAACAGUGAUUCUUGAACUUGAACACUUGAACUUGAUUCAGUCCAAGGCCAAAAAGUUGUUGUGGUAUUUGUUAAUUGAUUUCUUGAAAGUAAUUGAUAUUAGAUUGAUUAGUUAUAAAUCAAAUAAUCGUAAGAGAAAUUGAAUUUAAAAGAGUUUGAACUGAGUUUUCAGUAUAUACCUGCAUAAUCAUGAUUGCCAGUUGAUUAAGGGCUCGAAGUGGUAGAUGACCUGACGGAAAUCGUAUCUGAAAAAAGUGUUUUAGUUUAUGUGCUGCUAGAAUAACAAUACCUUACUACGGCUAGUUUGGUAGAAAUGUUUUUGCCCGAUUAAAAUAACUUUAUAUUAGCAGUACAACAAUAUGGUGGCCUUGUACUUCCCAUUGUAGAAUGGUGCUUACCAGUAUAGACCAAUGACAAAAAAACAUUUCUAUAUUUUUAUUGAUUUAUUUUCAAAAUAGUCAUGGACACAUUGAUUGUUCAUCCAUCCAUGAUGUUUUGUACAAGUACAUAUUCGUAUACAUCCGUCCAUCAGAAAUUUUCUGACCAUUUGUAGAGAUAAUUAAUAGUCACUAUUUUUGUGAAGUGAUUACAAUUUUACAAGUUAAAUUAAAUCUCAAAUGAGGCCAGAUCUGUUAUCAUUUUGUUCUCUACAACUUAAUGGUGAAAAUGACGUAAAUCUCAAGUUACCAGAGGAGACACAUCUGUAUGACAUUAUUAUUGGUAUUCAAAGUUGUUGUAGUUCUUGUUGUGGUAUUGUAAUGUGCUGUUAUUGUUUACAGGGGGUAAUUUGAAGUUUUGCUACAAUUGCUUAUUAAAUUAAAUUAAGACUUUCAUUUAAUGAGAAUCUCAUGCCCUGAUAGAAUAUUUAGUAGUAACAGAUUGCUGUAUUUUAUAUGUUGAUUGGUGUCAUUAAUAUUACUCCAGAUGUGCAUAUAUUGGCACACUAACUUAAUAUUGAAUUUUAAUUGAUUGGCAAAAUUGUGAAUUGACUCACCCACAAUAUCUGCAUUAAAAACAACAAGCUUAAAAAGUAAUUAGUAAAAAGAUAAUUAUGUGUGAUACUUUCAGCAGGAAAUAUUCAGAAAUAAGAUUCAAUGACUGAAAUUAAAAUGUUUACAGCAUCAAGUGCCAUAUACUGGUGGUAGAUGUAAAUCUGCCCCUGAUUCAGUAAAAGUUAUCCUGACACUAACAGGUGUUAUCUGACAGAUUACUGGAGUUAUCCCGACACUAACAGGUGUUGUCUGACAGAUUACUGGAGUUAUCCCGACACUAACAGGUGUUGUCUGACAGAUUACUGGAGUUAUCCCGACACUAACAGGUGUUGUCUGACAGAUUACUGGAGUUAUCCAGACACUAACAGGUGUUAUCUGACAGAUUACUGGAGUUAUCCCGACACUAACAGGUGUUAUCUGACAGAUUACUGGAGUUAUCCAGACACUAACAGGUGUUGUCUGACAGAUUACUAGAGUUGUCCCGACACUAACAGGUGUUAUCUGACAGAUUACUGGAGUUAUCCCGACACUAACAGGUGUUAUCUGACAGAUUACUGGAGUUAUCAAAGGGCACUAACAGGUGUUAUCUGACAGAUUACUGGAGUUAUCCCGACACUAACAGGUGUUAUCUGACAGAUUACUGGAGCUAUCACAGGGCACUAACAGGUGUUAUCUGACAGAUUACUAGAGUUAUCCCGACACUAACAGGUGUUAUCUGACAGAUUACUGGAGUUAUCCCGACACUAACAGGUGUUAUCUGACAGAUUACUGGAGUUAUCCCGACACUAACAGGUGUUAUCUGACAGAUUACUGGAGUUAUCCCGACACUAACAGGUGUUAUCUGACAGAUUACUGGAGUUAUCCCGACACUAACAGGUGUUAUCUGACAGAUUACUGGAGUUAUCCCGACACUAACAGGUGUUAUCUGACAGAUUACUGGAGUUAUCCCGACACUAACAGGUGUUAUCUGACAGAUUACUGGAGUUAUCCCGACACUAACAGGUGUUAUCUGACAGAUUACUGGAGUUAUCCCGACACGAACAGGUGUUAUCUGACAGAUUACUGGAGUAAGUAAUAAGAUAAUCACCACAAUAAGAUUAAGUUAAAAAGUGAUCCAUGUUGGAGCUAUCUAGUUUUGUCUUCCAAUCUUUUUCAGACUCGAUGACCUCUGAGCCUUAUUACCUACUUGGCUGCAGUCAUAUCAAAUAUACAUUGUCUUUAUUAUAGUGUCGCCAUGUAAUAAUUACAUUAUAUGAAAAUGUACAGGACUUUUGACGCCACCUUCGUGUUAUAUUAACAUUCUGCUACUAACUUAUUUCACGGUUGAGCAGUUCAUCCCUUGUUUUCAGCACCCUAGAAUUAAAGCUUCUCCCCAAAACUCCAUAAACUGAACAUAUUUAAUAAAACAUCAAAAGAAAACCUGGUUCCACUCUUAUGCUUCCAGAAUUAAAGACAUGAAUUAUAAGUGAGUUAGAAAGUCAAUACCACACAACACAAGUCCCUUGUCAAAUAACAAAUAUUCUCGGAAAUUGGAAGUUGACAAUACGUGCUGCAUGCAUUAUUUAAGCCAUAUUUAGGGGGAAUCAAGCAAGCAUGCAGUCAAUUAGCAGACAAACAUAAACUGAUGUAGCUGGAGUUUUAUAGAACCUAGUCUCCAUUAGUAGAUUUGUACGAUGACAAUAGCACACCACUAUAAAUUAUAUGGUAACCACAACUGUAUGUCUUUGAAUUGUCAGUAAUGUGUUGUUUGAGAUGUGUUACACAUAAUUUGAUUUGUAUUAACGUGAUCAGUUUGUUAUGUAUUGGUAUGGUUUAAUCUUUGCUUGGUCACCUUUACCUGACAAUAGACAGUAACAUUUCACUCCCAUCACUGAUCACCAUAUAAUUAAUCCUAUUGGUCUGAACAUAACCACAGAGAUCAUUCUUUACAACUAGUAUCUCCGUAUUUUUUCUGUCAUCGCGCCAGUGCCAUUAUAUGAAAUCUCACCUGAUCCAUUGCCUCAGUGAGGUUUCUAAUUUAGACUGAUCUUUUGUCUCAGAUUUUUAUUUUUAACUGACAUUUCGCCUCAGCCAGAUUUCUACUCUCACCUUCAGAUAACCAGCUUUGUUUUUAUUUUCAUUUUUUUUUUAUUUUUCAGAAGUUAUAAUAUGACUAAUUUAAAACAAUAAAAUACAGAUGUGUUAAAAUGGUUUUAGAGUACAACUGUUUAUCAAUAUACCAGUGUAAGGAAUCAACAUGGCAGCUUUAUUCUUCUGUCAGUACUGGUCACCUACAAACCACUUUAUUGAGAUUAAUUUUAUGUUAUUACUAGAAUUACAAAGGACGAUAGUUAUUUGUUGGUCUUCUCUUGAUUAAUUAGAAUUUUUUAAUUGAAAAAAUUAAAUUCCUUAUCUGAUUAACCUAUCUAUGGUAAUGUUGAAGACUUCAAAUGGAUGUCAUGCACAUUCAGACCAUAUGCAGCUUAGGAUAUUGGCUGGUUGAUACCAAAUAUGCAUUUCAGCCAUAGAUAAGAUCUGUACCAGUGUGAGUCUCGUAACAUUGGCUAUUUGUCUGUUCCGUGUGACAAGUUCAGACCAUUAAGUUAGAUUCGUUGGGUACUGUUUGUUGACACGCAUGCCUGUGAUUUUGAGCCAAGUUCUAUUUUUCUACAAGAUUAGCCUUUGCAAAUAUUUGUACAUAAAUCCAUGAAAUGCAUCCUUCAAAUGAAAAUGUCACAAUGUAGACCCUCUCAUCUGUCAACAUAAGGACCCUGCCCACCCCUGACAAUUCCAUUGCCAUAACCUCAAUCAAUGGCUAGCAGGGUCCAAUCUGGCUGCAGGGGUGAGCAAAGCCUAAUAGAAGUAUGACUACAUUAACUACAGUGGUUGACCAGUGGGUUGCAUUUCCUGUGAUAGAAUGAUGAUAAAAUGCCAAGCUUAUUGACAUAAAUAUCAAUGGCAGUUUUGCAGGCAGGGUAUCCAGUAUUUGUAUUGUUAUGUGGUUAGGACGUAAACCAUUAAUUAUUCAUUGUUUGCGGGCAGUAUCUGGUUGUAUAACCAUCCUGGGAAGCUGGUCACUGUCUCCUGUCAGGGGUUGGGAUACCAGCUCUCAAUUAAUUUUUCAUUCAAACUGAGAGACUCAUUUCAAUCAUACUGUGGAUUUUUCAAUCAUGCUUGAAAUUGAUGUUUCAUAUUUAUAUUCUAUUAUUAUUUUUAUAUUAGGCUAGAAUAUACACAUUUUUUCAAUUGCUAAUUAAAAACAGAAUAUUCUGAUUAUUUAUACUUUAUUGCUAAUUAAAAACUGGUACUAUUUUACACCCGGCGCCCAGUUGUUCAAAAGGUGAUUAGGCUUAUCGCAAUAUUGAAAUCCUGAUAAAAUAAUUUCUGGUAGAACUAUCUUGACAAAAUGCUACGAUACUAUCACACUCCUCAGUCCCUUCCUACCUGACCAUUUUAAGGAAUACACACACACAGGUUUUGAAGUAAAGGAGAAAUGAGAUUUUCACUAAUCAAGUGAUUAAGCUAAUCACCUUAUGAACAACUGGGCCCAGCCUGUAAAAUUGCCUCCAUCUUUGAUUUUAUAAUCAUGUUUCUCCUCUGUUGAUGUAAUAUUGUCAUUGUCAUCUAUCUUUAUGAAAUAAGAUACUAUUUCGUUAUUUGUUGAAUUGAGAGUUUUUGAUAUCUUUUAUGAUAACUUGUGUUAAUGCCAUCAGGCAGUAUAGCUGUUAUCAUCUAAUGGCCGUCCAGUGUACCAACAGAACUCUACUAUAUUUUGUCUGAUUUUUAGCCCACCAUCUGAUGUUAGUGGGCUAUUCAAAUCAUUCGUCUGUCCGUCCCUCUGUAAAAAAAUUCUUGUUAUUGCUCUUUCUCAGAAAGUACCAAAGGGAUCUUUCUCAAAAAAUGGUGGGCUCCAAGAUCCCUCUGGGAUCCCUUGUCAAUAAGUACUCAUGUAAACUUGUUAAAAGAAGACAAAUUGAGAAAAACGUAUUUUGAUACAUUUUGAUUCCUUCAUUGGAAAACGACAUUUUACUGGUGAAGGAUAAGGAUUUAUUUAUCAGAUAUUUGCCAAUAACAGAUCCUUUAACAUGUAGUCAACCAUGCAUGGAUGGGCUGUAUGUCAUGCAUCAGUAGUCAGUGUCCAUUUCCUCUGUCCUAAGAAUGAUAUAGUUUGAUUGAGAGUUGUGUCCCCAUGAAAUAUUUAAUGUUGACCAGAGAUUAGGAUCUGUUGGGCGUACCUGUCAGUGCCUAUCUGUCAGGGGUGGUACUACCCACCUGUCUAACUUUGUCACCAUGGAUCAUUGAACCUUUUCAGGGAAUUAUAAAUGUUUUAUUGGCUUUUGUAUUGCGGAUAGUUUUUAUCAUAUCAGUUUGUUAAUAGCCAAGACCAAUUUUUGAAAACGCAUAAAUAUUUAAACAGCGUCAUUGAGGUUUGGACAUUUUAGAAAUGUUGACUUUUGUAAGUUUUAGAGUUUAAAAAGCUUUUCAGUUUUUAUGUCCCUUUAAUUCUUCAUUAAUGAAGGAAGAAACUCAUUUUGUAACGGAAUCCGUCCAGAAUAGGUAAUUUGUUAUCUGGAGUAAUUAUUGCAUGCAGUUGAUAAGGAGACACUUUGUGGAGACUGGUCAUUGUCCCUAUAAGAUGCUAAAAUCAUCCUUUGGUCGUGUAAAGCAAUGUAAAUCGUCCUUUGGUCGUGUAAAGCAAUGUAAAUCGUUCUUUGGUCGUGUAAAACAACGUAAAUCGUCCUUUGGUCGUGUAAAACAAUGUAAAUCGUCCUUUGGUCGUGUAAAACAAUGUAAAUCAUCCUUUGGUCGUGUAAAACAACGUAAAUCGUCCUUUGGUCGUGUAAAACAACGUAAAUCGUCCUUUGGUCGUGUAAAACAAUGUAAAUCAUCCUUUGGUCGUGUAAAGCAAUGUAAAUCGUCCUUUGGCCGUGUAAAGCAAUGUAAAUCGUCCUUUGGUCGUGUAAAACAAUGUAAAUCAUCCUUUGGUCGUGUAAAACAACGUAAAUCGUCCUUUGGUCGUGUAAAACAAUGUAAAUCGUCCUUUGGUCGUGUAAAACAAUGUAAAUCGUCCUUUGGUCGUGUAAAACAACGUAAAUCGUCCUUUGGUCGUGUAAAACAACGUAAAUCGUCCUUUGGUCGUGUAAAACAACGUAAAUCGUCCUUUGUUCCAGUGGGACCAGGUUCUUAAGUUUGAAACUCUGAUUAAAUAAUGUUUUAUUAUCACUCAGUGUCAUUUUACUGUCGAUGUUAACAAGUGAAUUCAUUAUUUUGUAAUUUUGUGUAUUAUGUUGUUGAUGUAAACAAGUGAAUUUAUAUUCUGUAAUUUUGUGUAUUAUACUGUUGAUGUAAACAAGUGAAUUUAUAUUCUGUAAUUUUGUGUAUUAUACUGUUGAUGUAAACAAGUGAAUUCAUUAUUGCGUAUUUGUGUGUUUAUGUCAAUUUACUUUAUUUAUUUAUGAACAUUACCAUUAGAUAUUUUCAGCAUUAAUCAACAUAUUUAAAUGCAGACUUCAUGUUACAUAAUGACCAUUUGUAAAUACUCUUUUGUACAUUUGUAUAUUAGAACUUGGUAUAUCUAUGCCCUUGUAUAUUGCUUUGUAAAUACUUUUUAGUCCGUUGGAAGCUUAGUGCUAAUUUUGUACAAGAGUCCAAAUGAAAUUGCAAACAUAGAUUUAUAAUUAUUUUCAAUAAAAUGGUUAUCAAAUGA